Messenger RNA from Teleopsis dalmanni, 900 nucleotides. RefSeq lists its product as uncharacterized. The transcript has a single exon. Gene Ontology annotation, biological process: DNA integration. Lineage: Eukaryota; Metazoa; Arthropoda; Insecta; Diptera; Diopsidae. The record is from RefSeq and is a predicted model, not a curated record. Bases 1 to 900 code for a protein of 299 amino acids. Gene Ontology annotation, molecular function: nucleic acid binding.
AUGAAGCAACUCGCUAGGCAACCCUGCUGGUGGCCUAAUAUUGACAACGACAUCGAAAAACUUGCUUCACAAUGCAGUGUUUGUCAAAUUGCGGGUGCAAGUCCGAAACAAAAAUACCAUGAGUGGCCAGAGCCAGAACGACCAUGGCAACGAGUACACAUAGAUUUUGCUGGCCCAGUGUUCCAGUCUAUGUGGCUAAUAGUAGUUGACGCUUUCUCACAGUUUCCAUUUGUGGUACAGCUUAAAACUAUCACCACUAUUGACACCAUAGCAGCUUUGUCAGCAGUUUUUUCAUUAGAAGGACUACCUGAAACUAUAGUUAGUGACAAUGAACCUCAGCUAACUUCCGACCAGUUCGCUGAAUACUGUGCUCGUAAUGGCAUAAGUCAUGUUAAAACAGCACCAUUUCACCCAGCAUCAAAUGGGCUCGCGGAAAGGUUCGUACGUACAUUCAAAUCAUCCGUUCAAAAGAAUAUUGAUGAUGGGUUAUCGAUUAAAUUGGCUUUGGUAAAGUAUCUAGCGACAUACCGAACUAUUCCUAAUGCCGAAGAAAAGUCACCGGCAGAAUUGUUACAUGGGCGUGCGCCACGUACUUUGCUUACACUGUUAUCAGCACCACCAAACAACAAUAAACCCGUUACUUGUUCAACUAAAUUUUCGCCUAACGAAACCGUGUAUAUUAAACAUUAUGGUCGAGGUCCGAAGUGGGUGGAAGCAGUCAUUAUUAAAAACUUAGGAUGCUUAGGUUUAGGUUUAUAUUGUGGUUUAUAUAGUGUGAAAACGUCCAACGGUUACGUGAGACGUCAUCAAAAUCAAAUAAAACACCGUUCAUCAACGUCAGCAGAAAACAACAGCAAAUCUGAUUGGUAUAUGUUGCCAACACCUGUUAGUGAGCAUUAG